This is a messenger RNA of Mercurialis annua (annual mercury), 1125 nucleotides long. RefSeq lists its product as uncharacterized. The transcript has 3 exons. Bases 40 to 426 code for a protein of 128 amino acids. The record is from RefSeq and is a predicted model, not a curated record. Lineage: Eukaryota; Viridiplantae; Streptophyta; Magnoliopsida; Malpighiales; Euphorbiaceae.
UCUACUAUUUUGAAUUCCAGCAGCAAGUUAGAGACAGCUAUGAAGAUAUUUACAAGCGACAAUAUUGAAAUGGAUGAAAUCAAAAUAACUAAUUGUAAAAAGUUGAUGAGCGCCUUUUAUGAUAACCCGAAGAGGAAGAACAUUCAUGUUGAAGUAUCAAGCUCCAAGGCGAAAAUUGAAGAAGCAUCAAGACGGAUUGCAGAGGCAUCAAUAUCGGUUGCAAAGUCAUCAAGAUCGAUUGCAGAGGCAUCAAACUUUAUUGCAGAAAGGAAGGAAGAAGCAAUUGUGGAAACAGAAGUGAAGGAGCGGGUGGAGGACCUGACAUGGAUGAUGGAAGGAAAUGAGAAGCUGAAUCCAGUUGCAGAAAACAAGAAAAAGGCUUCACUGACAAAACUCUUGAUUUGCUGCAACAGUGAGGGAACCUAAUGAGGGAAACUGCUUAGUCAUUUUAACAAAAAGAAUAGAAAGUUAUUGAGAUACAGUAGAAGAAAGUUAAAAUUGUUUGUUAUUGAAUGAAUCUCUAAGUGCAGCUCUGAAUUCUUCAAAUUUAGACUUUAACCCAAGGCAUUAUUAUAUUGAUGUCCAAAAUUGGUUUAACAUGACUUGGAAUUCUGAAGGAGUUGUUACAUUUUUGGUUCAUCUUGCAAUCUUCAUAUAAAAGAUUAUCUCAAGACUACUACUAUGACCUUUUUACAUUAUGUACUAUUUUCUUUACACUAAUAUGCCGUUUUGAUUUGCAGGUUUCUCUUACUUGGGAAGAUAAGAGAGCUGUUGAAAGCAAGGGAAUUGGUCGAAAGAUAAUUGAUAGGCUUUACCAAACAUAUUCCUCUGAACUUGGUAGUAAAAGGUUUGCUUAUGAUGGUCAGAAAACUCUCUAUACAAAGGCUCUAUCAUCAACUCAGAGAGCAUCUUUGGUUGAAAAAUCUCGACAGAAUGCGGACUGCGACUGAUGCUGUGAGGAACUACAAUUACGAUGAUUUAAACUUAACCGGUGUAUGUUUCUACAAUUUCCAGGACCAUGGAAGAAGAAAUAUUUGAGUGAUUUUGGCAUCAUUACACAGUGCAUUUCUCCUUUUAAGAUUAAUGACCAUUAUCUUACAAAUGUACUACUUAAGAUCAACUCUA